CUCUUCCUCAAGCUUUUAAUUUCACACUGCACCUUCCUUCACCCAAACCUCUCCCUGUUUUCCGGCGACUUCUCCGGUCACCAUGCUUCUCCGACCUUCCGACGACGACCUCACCUCUUCACGCGCUUAGAUCUGCUCAGAUCACCGCAAACCCUGAACCCAAUCAAACCUGCUCCAAAACUCCGUCGUCUCGUCCCUUUCUAAGAACCGAUCCUCACCCCUCUCCAAUCCAAAGUUGCUUUCCUGCGAUUCGCAGCUCUACAUCAACGAAAAACGAAACGUUUUGAAGCACGAACUUGACAAUUCGCUCUGGUUCGAUCUCGGAACUCCACUUAAUCGCGUUAUUUGAUAUUUGUGUGUUUUUUCUUUGUUCUCGGAAUUUCAAUUUUUCCGGGCGAGAAGGAUGACGUCGGGGACGAGACAACCAACCUGGAAGGAGAGGGAGAACAACAAGAGGAGAGAGAGAAGAAGAAGAGCCAUAGCCGCGAAGAUCUUCGCGGGUCUGAGAAUGUACGGCAACUACAAGCUUCCCAAGCACUGCGACAACAACGAAGUUCUCAAGGCUCUCUGCAACGAAGCCGGUUGGGCCGUUGAGCCGGACGGCACAACCUAUCGCAAGGGAUGCAAGCCUGUUGAACGCAUGGACGUGGUAGGUGGUUCUGCAGCAGCAAGCCCAUGUUCAUCUUAUCAUCCAAGUCCCUGUGCUUCCUACAACCCAAGUCCUGGCUCUUCUUCCUUCCCUAGCCCUCGCUCAUCCUCCUAUGCUGCAAAUCCCAAUGCUGAUGGCAAUUCCCUCAUUCCUUGGCUCAAAAACCUUUCAUCUGGAUCUUCCUCAGCGUCAUCUUCUAAGCUUCCUCAAUUAUACAUUCAUACUGGCUCCAUCAGCGCUCCUGUCACUCCUCCACUUAGCUCUCCAUCUGCCAGAACACCCCGAAUGAAAGCUGACUGGGAGGAUCAGUCCACUCGACCUGUAUGGGGUGGGCAGCAGUACCCCUUCAUGCCCUCUUCAACUCCUCCAAGCCCUGGCCACCAGGUUGUUGAUCCAGAUUGGUUUGCUAAGAUCAGUAUUCCUCAGGGUACACCAACUUCUCCAACCUUCAGCCUUGUCUCUCCUAACCCAUUUGGCUUCAAGGACGAGAUCUUUGUCGGCGGUGGUUCCCGCAUGUGGACACCAGGGCAAAGCGGGACAUGUUCUCCAGCUGUAGCUGCAGGCUCUGAUCACACUGCUGACAUUCCAAUGGCUGAUGCAGUUUCAGAUGAAUUUGCCUUUGGAAGCAGUGCAGCAGGCUUAGUGAAGCCCUGGGAAGGAGAGAGGAUCCAUGAAGAUAGUGGAUCAGAUGAUCUUGAGCUCACUCUUGGCAGCUCAAAGACCAGGUAAGGUGCUGAAUCAACAAAUAGUCAGUGGUCCCCUCAAUUUGAACUUUGACUCUGUUCUCUUAUGUAGAAACUUUAGAGGAGGGAAUUAAGAUGAGGAGCAAGUAGUUGCUCGUCCAUUUUAUUUUAUUCUUUUAUUUUCUCUUAGGUCUUAUUUGUUUGUAAGUUAUAUAUACAACUUUAGUUAGGAGUGGGGUGGUUUUGCAACCCUUUCAUAUAUGGUCAGGGUCUUGUUAAACCUUUAAUACUAUAUGGGAAAGAUCAAUAUACCUGUAUGGAUUAGCUUGGUUUGAUACUGAAAGGAAAAAUUACUUUUAAGAUUCAACUUUAUCUGAUGACCAAGGAGUUUAU
Messenger RNA from Abrus precatorius (Indian licorice), 1725 nucleotides. RefSeq names its product BES1/BZR1 homolog protein 4-like. Gene Ontology annotation, biological process: DNA-templated transcription; brassinosteroid mediated signaling pathway. The transcript has 3 exons. Bases 404 to 1378 code for a protein of 324 amino acids. NCBI's taxonomy places the organism in Eukaryota, Viridiplantae, Streptophyta, Magnoliopsida, Fabales, Fabaceae. Gene Ontology annotation, molecular function: DNA-binding transcription factor activity. The record is from RefSeq and is a predicted model, not a curated record.